Molecule: messenger RNA, 4455 nt
Organism: Stegostoma tigrinum
Lineage: Eukaryota; Metazoa; Chordata; Chondrichthyes; Orectolobiformes; Stegostomatidae
Product: plastin-1-like
Exons: 16
Coding region: 161-2044 (627 amino acids)
Biological process (GO): actin filament bundle assembly; actin filament network formation
Cellular component (GO): cytoplasm; actin filament bundle; actin filament
Molecular function (GO): actin filament binding; calcium ion binding
Source: RefSeq, a predicted model, not a curated record
UUAGGAUGUUUGACAGUGUCCUCCAACUUCUAGCAAAAAUUGGAGAAAUCUAGUCGUUUUGAAACAGUAAAUAUUCUUGUGGUUGUGAAAGGGUCAACUAUCACUUAAUACCUAGUCAUGAGUCUGAAAUCAUAAAGAAAACCAUUGACUUUCGUUAAAGAUGGACAACCACACAACUCAUAUUUCCCGGGAAGAUCUGGAGGAAAUGAAAGAAGCCUUCAACAAAAUAGACCUUGACAAUUCUGGCUACGUCAGUGAUUACGAGCUCCAAGAUCUCUUUAAAGAGGCAAACCUUCCUCUACCUGGGUACAAGGUGCGUGAAAUCGUGGAACAAAUCCUUAAUGUGGGAGACCACAACAGGGAUGGAAAGAUCAGUUUUGAAGAAUUUGUCUCGGUUUUCCAAGAACUCAAAGAUAAGGAGAUCAGCAAAACAUUUAGGAAAGCCAUCAACAAAAAAGAGGGAAUUUGUGCAAUUGGUGGAAUGUCUGACCGCUCCAGUGAAGGAACGCAGCAUUCUUAUGAAGAGGAGGAGAAGGUUGCAUUUGUUAAUUGGAUUAACAAAGCAUUAGAAGGUGAUCCUGACUGUAAACAUUUAAUUCCUAUGGAUGCCAACAGUGACCGUCUGUUUAGUGCAGUCGGUGAUGGAAUUCUACUAUGCAAAAUGAUUAACUUAUCUCAGCCAGACACAAUCGAUGACCGUGUGAUCAACAAGAGGAAAUUAACUCCAUUCACUAUUUCUGAGAACCUGAACCUUGCCUUGAAUUCUGCUUCUGCCAUUGGCUGUACUGUGGUGAACAUUGGUGCACAAGAUCUGAAGGAAGGGAGACAUCACCUGGUGCUUGGCCUUCUCUGGCAGAUCAUAAAAAUUGGCCUCUUUGCUGAUAUUCAGAUUACCAGGAAUGAAGCACUUAUUGCUUUGCUGAAGGAAGGUGAAGAGUUGGAGGAGCUGCUAAAACUUUCACCUGAAGAUCUGCUUUUACGUUGGGUCAAUUACCAUCUUGAAAAUGCAGGCUAUCAUAAAAUCAACAACUUCAGUCAAGAUAUUAAGGAUUCCGGGGCUUAUUUCCAUCUACUCAGCCAGAUUGCUCCCAGUGGAGAAGGUGAUGAAAUGAUGGUUGAGAUUGAAAUGACAGGUUUACACGAAAAGGAUGACCUCAAAAGGGCAGAGUCCAUGCUACGAGAAGCUGAUAAAUUAGGCUGUAGACAGUUCGUCACACCAGUUGAUGUUGUCAGUGGUAAUCCCAAACUCAACUUGGCCUUUGUUGCCAAUCUGUUCAAUAAAUAUCCAGCACUGCACAAGCCAAACAAGGACUAUGACCUAACUUUGUUGGAAGGUGAAUCCAGAGAAGAGAGAACCUUCAGGAACUGGAUAAAUUCACAGGGGGUGAGUCCCUUUGUCAAUCACCUUUACAGUGACCUAAUUGAUGGCUUAGUAAUAUUUCAAUUAUACGAGAAUGUAACUGUACCAGUGGAUUGGAACCGUGUCAACAGGCCUCCCUAUCCACAGCUUGGGGCUAACAUGAAGAAACUUGAAAACUGCAACUAUGUCGUUGAACUGGGUAAAAACAAAGCUGCCUUCUCCCUUGUGGGUAUUGGUGGGCAAGACCUGAGUGAUGGCAAUCGAACACUUACAUUGGCACUUAUUUGGCAGCUCAUGAGAAGGUACACUCUGAAGGUGCUGUCAGAUCUUGGAGAUGGAUCUAAGGUGACAGAUGAAAUUAUUAUAAAAUGGGUAAAUGAAACUCUAGCAAAAGCAAAGAAAAGAAGCUCAAUUACUAGCUUCAAGGAUAAGUGCAUUUGCACCAGUUUGCCCGUUAUAGACUUGAUAGAUGCCAUUUCACCUAAUACGAUUCGCUAUGAGCUGGUGAAACAGACUGAUUUCUCAGAUAUUGACAAGUUGAACAAUGCUAAAUAUGCCAUUUCAGUAGCACGAAAGAUAGGCACUCGUGUAUAUGCAUUGCCUGAAGAUCUGGUGGAAGUGAAGCCAAAGAUGGUUAUGACUGUCUUUGCAUGCUUAAUGGGAAAGGGAUUGAAAAAGGUGUGAAGAGAACUGAGCACCUUAUUCACAUUAAUCCUGUCUGCCAUAUCAAACCAAUUCAGCAUCCUGUAAUUCAUACAAUUAUCUGUCAUUUUUUUUUGUCAUUCUAUUUUUGAUCUGUUUUUAGCAGAGAAUAUCAUUGGGAACAAUUUCAGAAGCAAAAUACUAACUGGAAAUCAUUUUCAUUUCUCAUCACUAAUUUACUAUCUGUGUUUUUAAAUGUUCCUGUAUUUAAUUUUCCAUGUUGCUGUUAAGAUUAAAACUCUCACUAAUUUCUGUUUGUUAUUUAUACUGCAUCAUACACCAGACAAUUUUGUGUAUUUCCUGUAAUGCUUACAAUGUAAAACAUGUCUAAAGUUCUUGUACUUGAACAUGUUCGUGAUUGACCCGCUUUUUGAAAAUAGCUGCUGUUUUGUAAAUGACUUCUAUUAUCAUCAAAUUGCAAAUAUUUAAAUAUGUAAAAUUCCUUUUAUGGAAGGAAUCAGAGUUGUAAUUCAAUCUGUGGAGUUACACAAUCUAUUUUUGGUUUAACCAGUUUCUGAGUGUUUGCAGUGCCCUGAGAUUGAAUUGCAACUUUUAACUUCCACCAGAAUUUCUUUUCUGUGAUAACUGUUUUGUUGCCGUUUAGUCAUUGAGUUAUUGAGAAGAUGCAGUAGUGCCACCCGAGCACAUGUCUGCAAAUAGUCAUGUAGCAGUGUUCACAAACUUAUACAAUGUUGGUCACAAUCGCCAGAAAGCCGAAUAAUGUAGAAUUCAUAAGUGACUAAAAACUUUAAUUCUAAUAAAUCCAUAACCGAUUUGAUAAGAGAUUACAUACAUGAAUCAACAUUUCUAUGAACUGCAAUGCUGAUCUUUACAUCACAAUCUUAUAUUCAUUAUUGUGAUAAUUAAACUAUUUUCUUUUACCAGAGUGAAAACAUGCAGAAACUUGCAAAAUUCACUUUGCUCUGAGGUGAAGUCUGGGGGGGAAAAAAAAUUUGACUUAAUAUGCUUGUGGGGUCUUGUGCACGAAACACAGAAAGCUAGCACACAGGUGCAGCAGAGAAUCAGGAAGGCUAACUCUUAUUGCAAGGGGCUUGGAGUAUAAGAGUAGAGAAGUCUUAUUGCAACUGUACAAGGUGCUGGGGAGACCACAUAUAGAGUACUGAGAGUAGUUUUGGUCUCCAAAUUUAAAGAAAAAUAUUGUUUAAUUGGAGGCAGUUCAGCGAAGGUUCUCUAGAAUGAUCCCUGAUAUGGACAGAUUGUUUGGUUUUUUUUCCUCAGUAACGGUUAAAUAAGUUGAGACUCUACUCGCUUUAGUAAAGAAGAAUGGGAGGUGAUCUCAUUGAAACAUAUUGGAUUAUUUGGGGACUUGACAGGGUAAAUGCUGAGAGAAUGUUUCUCAUCAUCAGAGUCCAGGACCAAAGGACAUAGUCUCAGUCUCAGAAUAAAGGAGCACCAAUUCAAGACUGAGAUAAGGAAGAAUUUCUUUUCAGCCAUGAUCUUAUUGGAUGGUUGAGCAUUCCUACAACUGUUCCUACUACUUAUGGUCUUUUAAAACUCAUAUGGUCCCAAACUAGGAUAAGUGUGAGGUUAUCCACUUUGGUAGGAAAGCAGAUUAUUGUCUGGCUAUAAAUUGAGAGGGGGGAAUGUGCAACAAGACCACAGUGCUCUGAUAUACCAGUCUCUGAAAGUAAGUGCACAAAUACAUCAGGCAGUAAAGAAGGAAACGCUAUGUUGACCUAUGUCGAUUUGAAUUCUGGAACAAGAAUGUCUUGCUGCACUUGUACAGGACAUUGCUGAGACUGCACCUGGAAUAUUGUGUGCAGUUUUGGUCUCUGUAACUGAGGAAGGGUGCUCUUGCAAUAAAGGGAGUGCAGUGAAGGUUUACCACGCUGAUUCCUGGAAUGGUGAGAUGGACACGUGAUGAGAAGUUGAGUCGGUGUUCACUGGUGGCAAUAAGGGACAAAUCUUGUAGGAACCUAUAAAAUUCUGACAGGACCAAACCAGACAAAUACAGGAAUGAUGUUCCCAAUGGUGAGGUAGUCCAGAACCAGGGGUCACUGUCUAUGAAUACGCGGUAGGUCAUUUAGAACUGAAAUAAGAAUAAAUUUCUUCACCCAGAGAGUCAUGAGCCUUUGGAAUUCUCUGCCACAGAAAGCGGUUGAGGCUAAAACAUUGUUUGAUUUCAAGAAGGAGUUGGAUAUGGCAUUUAGGGUUAAAGGCAUUAAAGGAGAUGGGAUAAACAGGAAUAGACUGUUAAGGUGGAUGAUCAGCCAUGAUCCUAUUGAAUGGUGAGGCAGGCUUGAAGGGCUGAAUGGCCUGUUCCUGCUCCUUUUUUGUAUGUUUUGUGUCCAGUGAGACUUUGAUUUUAUGUUCAUAUUGUGUAAAAACAAAAGUGAUUUAGAAAUAUGUUGGCCAUUUGAUUAAAAUUGUGU